UAGUCAUGGCAGUUGUAGAACGAAACAUCAUUCUCUAUUAUUGUGAUUGCAUUGCGUCAAUAAACAGGAAAACUAUGUUGAUUUCGAUAUCUCUGGGAAGUCCCAAUCGUCACCGCAAUAACAGUCAUGUGACGGGCGGGAGUAGCUAAGGGUUAGAGACUUACAUAUAUUAUAAAAGACCACAAAGUUGAUAAGACAAUGCUGUAGACUGAGACAGCGAACACCACAGUGUGAGGUUACGGCAAAGGUUAUAAACAUACAGCCUAAGAUACACAAUAGGCUUACAUACUUUGUAGUUAACAUUAUCAGAGGAGUACAGCUUUAACCCGAGAACUUGAACUGAUUACAGUCACCAGGAAAAAAUAUCUGCUUACAAGAUGCCACAGUACCUGAUUCUCCUUAGUCUAACAACGUUGCAGAACCUGAUCCAAUACAAACAGGAAUUGCAAUCAAACUCCAUGAAGCCUGGUCAUUACUUGAAGAAGAAUUUAGAUUUACUACUUCAGAAAGGAAUAGAUAUUAAAAACACCACAGUUGAGCAGUUUCUACAACUUUUACUGUCAACUAAGAAGACUAUUUGCUUUGCAGAGUCCGAAGUCGUAGGUGACGGUUCAGACUGGAAUUACUCUGAGUUAAAGAUUCUGGGUGAGAUCAGUAUUGCUAUGGCAACAGAGGUGUAUGACAAUGGAGUUUGGGGCAUCUAUGAAAAAACAUUUAGAACUCACGAGCCGCCAAUUUCAGCCACUUUGGUUUUCACACCUGGUCCUUUGCUGUAUGGAUAUAACUUCCGGGGAACAACUCCAGACCUAGAUGAUAUUUAUGAAAGAGGACAAAUAGAUCAAAACAAGUACACAAAAUUGAUUGAACGGAGACUGUUGCCUGUCUUACUAUACAUAAACGAAAGUGCAAAAACCCAAGGAAAGAAAGCUAUUGUGGUGCUUCCUGGUAUUGGUUGUGGAGCUUUUGCAGGAAACUUUAAAGGGUCAAUGGGUGAAUUCCUUAACAAAGCUCUCCAGACAAUAUUGGAGGAGUUUGGAAUACAUUUUAAAAAUAUUGUUUGUGUUCGAUUUGACCCUUUUGAUGAAUGCACGGACUUCGAACGAAUUAUACAAGGUGUGAAAUAUCGAGUAAGAAGGAACAUCGGACCAAUGGGUAAAUCACAAUUAUGCUGCGUCACUGAUUAUGAAGAAACUGAGGGCGAAUUCACUGAUUGCACCUUCUACAAAGUUGUCGCCUGGGACCAUGUCUCACUUCCCGGCAAUGACUACUUUAAAGGAAGUCGUAAUACAGACGAUGGCGUGACGGGAGCUGCCACUAACUCAAUGGAACUCAUUACAAAUGUCAAGGGAAGAUAUGUCAAUGGUUACUACUUGCCUCCAGAAGGUUAUCGCACAUGGGAAGGUGUUGCAAAGAAGCAUAAAACUAAACUUACUGCAGAUGGAAAUGUGAAAGUUGCCACACACAAUGGAAUUUUGGUUGAUUUGAAGGACAUCUCCGAAAACAAAUGAGAUAACUUUUUAACAUUUGUUAUAUGUACUUAAGAACUAAAUAUUGAAUUUAGAGAAUAUACUUUAUUGUUGAAUAGAUAAGGAACAACUGGAUUUGUCAUCACAAGAAAUCACCUUAAUGUCUUGGAGAUAAUAUUUUCAAUCUGGAAAAAGUCCUUGUGAUUUUAAUUAAACAGAUGCUAAUAGACAGUUAUCUUUAUGAUACCUCAGUAAUUUCAAUGAAAACAACUGUUUUGAGUAUUAGGGUGGUUUAAACAUAGAAGGAAUGAGCAGGGCAGAUGUAAAAAUCUCCUUAAUAUCUAAACUUGUACUAGAGGAAACUAUAUUUCAGAUUUUUAAAAUUGAGUGACAGACAAUAUGAGAGAAAUUGGUAAACAAUCCAUAUAUAGAGUUUGUACAACUUCAAAAAAUGACUGUAGACACAAACAUAAUGACUGUUCACAUGUAUAUCCUGAAUGCCCUAUUUCACUUUUUUAAGCGUCUGUUAAAUCUUUCUGUUAAUUAAAAUGCAACAGUAUCCAAUUUGUAUGAAAUGGUUGAAAAAUGAAUGAGUUACGGCUAUUUUAGUGGUUAUGUGUUCAGGUUUUCUUGCAUGUAGAAAAAGAAUGGUCUUACACUUGGUGCAGAUUUUUUCUUUUAAUUAUUGGUCUUUCAUCAUUCAAUAACAGUAAGUAGUUUUUAAUACAAAUAAAAAAAAUUUAAACAACUAAAAUAGGUAUGACUUUAUUCUUCAACCAAUUUAUACAAAAAUAGAAUUGUUGAUUUGUUAAUAAAUUUCCAACAAAACUCUUAUUCUUAAAAACCUUUAUAAGAUCUAAGGUUUUUAAGAUAUUUGAUUUUGAAAACCGUUAACGCUACAUCUGCCAGGUGCAGUGUUAUUUGAGAAUUUUUAAAACAUAAAUAAAACCCUGUUCCCCAAAUACCAUUGUGUUUAGUAUUGUUUCUGAGUAGAAUAAAUCAAUACAUAAUAUAAUUAAAGUCACUUUUGUGCAUAAGUAGGUCUGUUUGUGCAUAAGUAAUUUCUAAGUUACUCGACAGAUUUUGGUACGUUUUCACUGUCGGCUUUGUUAUGAACUAGGGCAUAUUUUGUGAGUGCUAAAGGUGUAAUGUAAAUAAAAUGUAACCAUUUACAAUAGA
This is a messenger RNA of Homalodisca vitripennis (glassy-winged sharpshooter), 2645 nucleotides long. RefSeq lists its product as uncharacterized. The transcript has 2 exons. Lineage: Eukaryota; Metazoa; Arthropoda; Insecta; Hemiptera; Cicadellidae. The record is from RefSeq and is a predicted model, not a curated record. Bases 378 to 1508 code for a protein of 376 amino acids.